UAGAGUUAUCAUUGUAGAAGUUGGGGGGAAAGAUCAUGCUAUAAUUUUCCGAGAGCAUGGUGAAUUAACUUGUUUUCAUUGUGUAGUAUUCUAGGCAUUUGUUUAAUUAUUUAUGUCUUGUAGCAUGAAGCAAUCCCUGGACACACUCAAAGGUUUUGUUAUUCUUAUAGACUUUAUUACUUUCUCUUUGAUCUGCCUCACUUGUGCUCUGACCUCUGCUUUCAUAUACAGGUUUUUGUGUGUUAUGUGUGGUUAAAUCUCUAUAGUCUAGACAUUUGUUUGAAUGGAUUAAAUUAUUGCUAUGCUUUUCAUGUUGGCUUGCUUGGUUUAUUUGCAGUUCAUCCAUAUUUUGCACUCUUUUUUUUUCUUUUUUUUUUUUUUGGGGGUUUGACUUACUAAGUAUUGCAGCUUUGUAUGAAUUUCCUUUCUCACUGUGCUCUUUCUUUCCCCCUUAAUAAAGAUUUUCGAGGGAGAUUGCAAUUUCAUUGGCCCUGUAAUGGAGUCCGCAGAUGAAUUGUAUGCAGCGGCAGCCAGUCUUGGCACGUAUUUGCAGAUUUUCUAUUCAUCAUCAUUUGAGCUGACAGAUGAAACUAUAUUGAAUUAUAUCAGACACUCCCAGAAUAUAUAUAAAGGGUUACUUUCUAGACUUCCGGAUUCAGAGACACUUGCUGAAUCAUUUUUCACCAAGUUCCCUUCUAUCAAUCCACUCUCAGCACAUGCAAUUAUUUCUAGUGGAUGCAUUCUCUUGGAGUUCCUUGAGUUGACAGUUGAAGGGAGGAUCCAAAUACUCAGAAAAAAUCAUGUGCCGGAGGAAUGUAUCUAUCUUUUUAGUUUCUUGUGCAAAUUCGGGGAGCGGGAGGAAUCCAAGUCUGGACUAACUGACUGUUCAUCCUCUGUAUCAUCUCCUCCUGAUUCAGGAAAAUUUGUCUGCAACAUCAACUCAGAUGAUAGAAAAAGGAAAUUUAAUGCAAGCUCUUGUGAUGCUAUGUAUGACUUCAGAUGUUCUAUGCCAUCCAAACACUAUGCAGAUGAUGAAACGACUGAUCAGGGUUUGUUAAGGCCAUCUGAUCCUAAGGUGUCACAAAGUCCCAGAAUAUGUCUGCAGCAGAAAAUGCCUGAUUUCUUGUUGGAUAGUGAACUGUUUCAUGAAGGAGAAGCAGCUGAUGCUGCCACAAACAUGGGUCCUUCUAAAGCAUGGUGUGAAACAUAUAUCACCGGGGAACCAAAAAUUCGCCGUAAGGAUGAUGGUUUUGCUCGAUCUAGCUUAAUUGUAAAUGAAGGAUUCUCCAGUCAACAGAAAUCAAGUAGGAUAAAAAGCAAACGAGAACAGAGUGCAAGGGACAUACUUCAGGAUUUGCAUGAAGAUUUUGUUGGUGAAGUUGUUAACUUUUAUGACAAAUCUUUAUUUGACGGGGACUUUCAAAUAGAUGAGAAAACUCUAAAGUCCUCUCCAAUGGCCUCUGAGAUUGUAAAAGACCAUGCUCCUAGAUAUAAUAGGACAGCUAGAAGAUUAUCAUUUGGUAACAGUCCUGACCGGAAUGUAACGACAGCUGAUGUGAUGGAUACUAGGUGUAUCUUAGAAGAUAGUAGACAGUUGAGGGACAUUAAUAGUUUUAAUGGUGUAGAAUAUAACUGGAGCAAUGACAUAUGCAAAGCUCCACAGAAGCAGCAGCAGACGGCUAAAAUUACACAGGAAAAAUCUAUGCAAAAUUUUAGUGGCCAACUCUCAAAGGGGAAAACUGUACCCCCCUAUGGUGAAACACCACUCUCGAAAGCUGUUCAUUCAGGAAAAUUGCAACAAGGGUCACCUUGGACAAUAGAGUUUCUCAACCGUAUUAAGGAAAAGAGAAAAUUACGUCAACAGAAUCAGCCAAAUGCUUCUGUUCCACGCACUGGCUAUCAUGGGGAUAUUACUAAAUCCACUAAGAGAAGAAGCCCGUCCAUUCUUGAAUACUACAAAUAUCAAGGUGACAGCAUGCCUAGGAAGAUGGCAGGGCAGAAAAUGCAAAAGCAACAUGCUCAGCUGCGCAAUGAGAGGUCUCAAGGAUUUCGUCCAAUUUGUACACCAAUUGACAAGAGAGCUAGACGGAGUUUAUCUUUUGCAACAAGUGGAACUGGGAGCCAAACUAAGCUUGUUUGGAGUGACAAUCUCUUUUUCAGUCAGGACAGCAGGUUUUCAAGCUGAGUAUAAUAUAGCUGGAGAGUUGCUGAUUAUGGCAAUGUUUUUAGGUAACAUCAUUUUAUAAUCAUAAGCAAAAAAUCACUGGUUGGUUUUUUUUUUUUUUUUUUUUCCUUUUUAUUAAAUUAGAGUUACAGAAAGUAAUCAUUGAGCAGAUUAGUUAUUGUAUGUGGAUAGCUCUAUCUUAAACUUGUACUAACCACCAUUGAUUGCAAGAGUUCUUCGUGCAUGUCAGGAUAUAUGUUAUACUUUGUGUUUUCAUUUGUAAGUUGUUAUAUCCCAUAU
This is a messenger RNA of Chenopodium quinoa (quinoa), 2464 nucleotides long. RefSeq names its product protein SHORTAGE IN CHIASMATA 1-like. The transcript is spliced from 2 exons. Gene Ontology annotation, biological process: resolution of meiotic recombination intermediates; reciprocal meiotic recombination. NCBI's taxonomy places the organism in Eukaryota, Viridiplantae, Streptophyta, Magnoliopsida, Caryophyllales, Amaranthaceae. The coding region runs from base 497 to 2185 and encodes 562 amino acids. The record is from RefSeq and is a predicted model, not a curated record.